AUGGUCGAGAAGCGACACUUUUACUUGUCCGACGAAAUGUUGAGGGAAAGCCCGUCCAUCACGGCGUACAGCUCCCCUUCCCUCACCCGCCGGCAGGAGCUCGCGGAUGUGGGUGUACCCGAGCUCGGCGUGGAGGCGGCACGCAAGGCCAUGAGUGACUGGGGCAAGCAGGCCUCCGACAUCACGCAUCUCGUGGCCAGCACGUCAAGCAGCGGCUGCAUGCCUGGCGCGGACUGUGAACUCGCCAGGCUCCUCGGCCUCAGGCCAUCGACCAAGCGCCUCAUGCUGUACCAGACCGGCUGCCACAGUGGCUGCACCGCCCUGCGCCUUUCCAAGGACCUUGCGGAGAACAACCCCGGCGCACGGGUGCUUGUGGUAUGCGCCGAGGUGUGCACCCUGUCGCUUCGAGGCCCCUCGGCGUCCCACAUGGGGAACCUCAUCGGCCAGGCCAUCUUGGGUGACGCCAACGGUGCUCUUGUGGUGGGCUGCAACCCCACCGCUGAAGAGCACGCCAUGUUUGAGCUUGUGUCAGCAUGCCAAGAGACCGUGCCGGGGACGGAGGAGGCCCUGGUGUCCAAGCUCCGGGAGGAAGGGAUAGUGUACACCCUGGACCGAGACAUACCCCGGCAUGUGUCCGGUUCCGUGGAGUGGUUGGUGGAGCUUGUGUUGCAGGAAGCCACGGUGUCCGUUCCAGACUUGAACGAGGAGGUCUUCUGGGUGGUGCAUCCAGGGGGACGGGGCAUACUUGACAGGAUUGAGAGCAAACUAGGGCUCGGGGAGAAGAAGCUGGCGGCGUCAAGGGCCGUGAUGAGGCAAUAUGGCAACACAAGGUGUUCCUCUGUCAUCCUAGUUUUGGAAAAGAUGCGGCGGAUGUCGGAGUAG
This is a messenger RNA of Miscanthus lutarioriparius, 882 nucleotides long. Lineage: Eukaryota; Viridiplantae; Streptophyta; Magnoliopsida; Poales; Poaceae. The record is from the annotation of a GenBank genome assembly.